Musca vetustissima is the source of this 1020-nucleotide messenger RNA. RefSeq names its product pupal cuticle protein 36-like. The transcript is spliced from 3 exons. The record is from RefSeq and is a predicted model, not a curated record. The coding region runs from base 1 to 1020 and encodes 339 amino acids. Lineage: Eukaryota; Metazoa; Arthropoda; Insecta; Diptera; Muscidae.
AUGCGUUUAUUUUUGACUUUGUGUUCCUUGGCUGCUGUGGCUUUGGCUAAGCCCCAAUAUAACUAUGGCACUGGGGUGUCUGGUACCUUUGGCAGCUCGGGUGGAAAUUUGGGCGCCAUUGCUGGUGGUAAUUUUGGUACCAGCUCCAUUAGUCGUGCUCCUACUCCUGGCUCAGCAGCCAUAAGUGGUGGAAGUUCCUCCUUUGGUUCGUUGGGAGGUGGUUCCAGCUUUGGUUCCACUACUCAUGGCAGUGGCUCCAGCUUCAGCUCUGGCCCCUCCUUCAGUUCUGGUAGUACAUUUGGUAGCAGUGGUGGCUCGAACUUUGGUAGCUCCAACUUUGGUUCCAGUGGUGUAUCGAACUUUGGCUCCAGCUCUUCUGUUUCUGGUGGUCAUGCCGGUUUCGAGGCUCCCUUGGUGCACAAACAAUUCAUCACUGUCUCAGCUCCCGAGGAUAAUGAACGCUUGGAAAUGACCAAACAUUUGGUUAUUGGUCGUCCACAAAAAAAUUAUCGUGUCGUGUUCAUUAAGGCUCCCUCAUCCAGCAAUGCCAAUGUUAAAUUGUCGGCCGAAUAUGCCCCACAAGAAGAAAAGACUGUCAUUUAUGUUCUAUCGAAGAACGAUAACAAUUUGGAAGUUAGUGAUAUUGCCACCCCAGCACCCACUGUACCCAGCAAACCUGAAAUCUUCUUCAUUAAAUACAAGACCGAAGAAGAGGCUCAACAUGCCCAAAGACAGAUUCAAGCUGAAUACGACAAAAUCGAAGGCAGUUCCGAACACACUGAUGCCGGCAUCGCCCCCCAACAAUCCGUUGUUGGUAUUUUGGGUGAUAGUGGCAAUGCUGGCAGCGGCAGCACUGGUGGUAGCAUUGGCUCCUUUGGUACCACUACCUCUACUGGUGGUUCUUUCGGUAGCAGUGGUCUUUCAUCCACAGGCAGCAUUGGUUUUGGCACCACUGGCUCUGUUGGCAGCACCACCGGCAACAAGGCUUCAGCCUACCUGCCACCCACUACAACUGUUUAA